AUGAAUGUCGUGAGCCGCAACCGCUUCGGACUUCAAUUUACAGCUGCCACAAAACAACUGCUGCCGAAGCAACAGCACCAAGUCCAGUGGACCUUGACAACGACUCGGACAUUCAGAUCCAGCAUAGCCGCGAUGGUAGAUGCACAACAGAAAGACUGGAGUGCAGCACAGUACCUAAAGUUCAAUGUAGAGCGCACGCGUCCAUCGCGAGAUCUGCUGAGCCACGUUCCGUUGAGCGCCCCCAAGCAAGUCGUCGACCUCGGAUGCGGACCGGGGAACUCGACCGAGGUGCUGGUGUCUCAGUACCCCAAGUCCACAGUCGCCGGCAUGGACUCGUCACCUGACAUGAUCGCGAAGGCGAAGGCUACUUUACCAACUGUGGAGUUCACGUUGGCGGACUUGGGCACCUACAAGCCGGACAGACCCGUGGAUCUGUUCUUUAGCAACGCGGUCUUUCAAUGGCUUUCGGCGGACGAGCGAAUACGCGUGAUCAAGACUUUGUUCGAAACGCAAGCUCCAGGAGGGGUGUUUGCGUUCCAGGUUCCGGACAAUUUCAAUGAGCCGUCACAUGAGGCCAUGAGGUCCGUUGCUGCGUCUGGGCCUUGGGCAGAGACGUUGAAGCGUCACCAGCCUGCGCGAGACGUGUUCCAAUCGCCGCAGGAGCUUUAUGACGAGCUGUCUCCGCUGGCGUCAAGUCUCAACAUCUGGCAUACGUACUAUCAGCAUGUACUGGAAAAUCAUGAAGCGGUUGUUGAAUGGGUCAAGGGCACCGGCUUGAGGCCUUUCAUCGACCCUCUUGCUCCUGAGCAAAGGGCCCAGUUCCUGGGAGAGUACUUGAAGCGUGUGAAGCAGCUAUAUCCGAUGUCGCAUGAUGGCAAAGUCUUGUUGCGCUACCCGCGACUAUUCCUGGUCGCCGUCCGUAAACAAGGCGUCUCUAGAGUCAUAUGA
Molecule: messenger RNA, 948 nt
Organism: Exophiala aquamarina CBS 119918
Lineage: Eukaryota; Fungi; Ascomycota; Eurotiomycetes; Chaetothyriales; Herpotrichiellaceae
Product: trans-aconitate 2-methyltransferase
Exons: 1
Coding region: 1-948 (315 amino acids)
Molecular function (GO): trans-aconitate 2-methyltransferase activity
Source: RefSeq, a predicted model, not a curated record